Molecule: messenger RNA, 745 nt
Organism: Musa acuminata subsp. malaccensis (wild Malaysian banana)
Lineage: Eukaryota; Viridiplantae; Streptophyta; Magnoliopsida; Zingiberales; Musaceae
Product: dihydroneopterin aldolase 1
Biological process (GO): folic acid-containing compound metabolic process
Cellular component (GO): cytoplasm
Molecular function (GO): dihydroneopterin aldolase activity
Source: RefSeq, a predicted model, not a curated record
CUCGACUCGAAUAGGUUAUGCGAGACAAAGGUCCGCCGCCGCGUGGUAUUAUUCCGUGCGUUCUCGUGCAUCCUCAACUCGUGGCCGUCCGUGGUUGGUCUGAUUUGAUCCUUAGGACUUCUCGGCGACGACCUUGCCCCUCGACGGCACCGACGGACACGCUCCCGCCCCUUAGUCUGCCCCCUUAUCAUCUCCGAGGAAUCGGGUGGGAGAGAACGGUGGAGACGGGAGUCUUGCGCGAAGGUUCAUCAUCCAUGGGUGAACGUGAUUUUGUUGAUAAGGACAAGCUGAUACUAAGGGGCUUGCAGUUUCAUGGAUUUCAUGGUGUGAAACUGGAGGAAAAGAAGCUUGGUCAAAAGUUUGUGAUCGAUGUGGAUGCUUGGAUGGACUUGAGCAAUGCUGGUAAAUCUGAUGACAUUUCUGACACAGUCAGCUAUACUGCUAUUUACCGGAUAGUGAAGGAAGUGGUGAAGGUGGAGUCGGUAGCUCACUUGAUUGCAAAUACCACGUUACUUCAAUUCCCUCAGAUAUCUGCUGUGAGGGUGAAGGUGGGGAAGCCUCAUGUGGCCGUUCGUGGCACCAUCGACUACUUGGGCGUUGAAAUCCUCAGAUACAAAAAAGCGUCCUCUGUGGAUUAAGAGGCUCUGCCAAACCAUGGAUGUGUUGAUGAUGAUGCGAUCGGUCCUUAUCGAAAGGUAUGUAUGUAUCUAUCUAUCUAUUAUAUCAUCGAACAUGUGUUUUGACU